Molecule: messenger RNA, 3342 nt
Organism: Penicillium longicatenatum
Lineage: Eukaryota; Fungi; Ascomycota; Eurotiomycetes; Eurotiales; Aspergillaceae
Product: DEAD/DEAH box helicase
Exons: 4
Coding region: 1-3342 (1113 amino acids)
Cellular component (GO): cytoplasm
Molecular function (GO): ATP binding; ATP-dependent chromatin remodeler activity
Source: RefSeq, a predicted model, not a curated record
AUGGCAGACCCUAAAGAGGACGAGAUCAAGGAUAUUCUCGAAGACGUGGAUCUUCAUCAAUUCAUUUUGAAUGAUCAACUGGAAAACACGCCGGACGAUGUGGAGGCAAUCGCGGAGACACGCGACACCCUCAAAAAGUUGCAGGCUACGCUCUCGGGUCUUCUUGGAGAGGUUGCUCCAAGUUCUCCACCACCCGGUGGCCACUCUGCCACCCAGCCUGCAACUCCAGAGUUUUCUCAAGUGACAUCCCACACUCCCCCUAGGUCGGAAAAGCCUUUGUCAGUCCCAAGCUCGUAUUGGCCUUCGUCAGCUCCGUCACCCUUUGGCUUCCAGCCCAGUGCUCAUCCCGGGCCAUCUUUGCCACCGAUAUCAUCAUUCAAUUCUGGCGAAGGGUCUCGUAAACGGCCACGGGAGGGGUCGCUCGGAUCUCUCGGCUCACAGCAGCCUUCAAAGAAGGCAAUUGUGGACAACUCUAGGAAUCGCAUCCAAGCAAUUGAGGCAAAGCUUAUUCGAGACUUGGAAGCCAACCGCCAACGUUAUGCUAACAUGAGAACGACUGAGGAGAUUCGGAAUGCUGCUAGACACGAGGGCAUUUCUGAGGAACAAUUCCUUCACGAAUCUAUCGAGGAGGAGCUUGAGAAUGAGAAAAUCAUUCGUUCAAUAAGUCAGACCGAGAAAGAUGAGGAAUAUGCUCGCAUGAUUCAGGCUCAGGAUGACGAGGAAGUUCAACCGCUUUCGCAUCCGAGCUUUGCUAUUCCUGACCGGACCUUGCCGCGGCCUCCCUCCCUGCCCUUACCCCCCUAUCGGACGUACGGAAACGACUAUCGCUCACCCCAUACAGAAAUAGUGGACUCAGAUGAAGAUAUUCAAGAAAUUACACCCGAAUAUUUCAACUCGGUACAAGGGUACCCUCCCCGCCCGCCGUCUCACUUGCCGGCGCAGGCCCACCCGUAUCAGAUACCCUAUUUGUCACCACAUAAGGGUUUUCCGGGAAUGCCUCCUGCCAUGCCGGGACGAUAUCCACAGAUGCCGCAUGGGUAUCUUCCAGCUUCUGCUGCCAUGCAAAUGGGUAUGGGUCCACUCUCCCAUAUGUCCCCUAGACGCCUUCCAUGGAUGCAGAACCCACACCUCGAAACGAAGGCCUUUGACCUUAUCCGUGAACAGCAGGACUUGGAGGAAGAUGCCAUUGAUUUCGAAAUGUAUAAGGAGGCGGAUUUUCCCGAUGACAUCAAGAACUUGCUCACGGGCAUCAAGGACAUAAAAAAUGCGACAAAGGCAGAUAAUGAUGAUACACCCCCAGAGCUGAAAGUGACAUUGAUGAAGCAUCAAAAGGUCGGUCUGGCCUGGCUGAAGGCAAAGGAAGAGAGCAAUCACAAGGGUGGCGUUCUCGCAGACGACAUGGGUCUUGGAAAGACCAUCCAGACAAUCGCACUUAUGGUCGCUCGCCCGCCCACAGAUCCUGAUCGCCACCCGUCUCUGAUCAUUGCUCCAAAAGCCCUGAUGGAUCAGUGGAGGCUUGAGAUUGGCAGACAUAUCAAGCCUGGCAAUUCUCAAUUGUCAGUAUUCAUCUUUCACGGACUAAAUCGUCAGGUGCCGUGGAGGGAUCUCCGAAAUUACGAUGUAAUCAUCACGACAUUCGGUACUUUGACCGCCAACCACAAAAUCCUACUACACGCGGAAAAACUCCAGUCCGAAGGAAAGGACGCGAGUAUCGUGAAACAGGUUCGCGACGGGGCGGUGCUCUUUAGCUCAGCGAGUAAAUGGCAUCGCGUCAUCCUCGACGAAGCCCAGAACGUUAAGAACCCAAAUGCCAAAUCGACGAGGGCCUGCUGCAGGCUCGAUGCCACUUACCGAUGGUGCUUGACCGGAACUCCGAUGAUGAAUCGGCUCGAAGACUUCCAAUCUUUACUGGGAUUCCUCCGGAUCCGCCCUUAUAAUAACAAGGAGAAGUUCAAACGGGACUUUAUUCGACCUAUCAAGAACGGGUGGGGAGAAGAGAAUGUCAUGAAACAACUCCGCGUCCUUGUCAAGUCUGUCUGUUUGCGUCGUACAAAGAAGACCAAGAUUGACGGACAGCCGAUCUUGCAGCUUCCGCCAAAGGUCAUUGAGAAGAUCCAUGUUGUCUUCAACGAAGACGAGAAGGGCUUGUAUGAUGAACUCAACUCCGAUUCCCAGAACCAGAUUCGCAAGUACCUGAAUGCAGGUACACUGGGUAAGAACUACAGUCAUGUACUGGUUCUUCUUCUUCGGCUCAGACAGGCCUGCGAUCAUCCUCUGUUGAUCCAGGGCUUUGCUGAGAACUCAACAGUCGUACAAGGCGUGGAUCUAGUUGCCAAUGCUAAGCUCCUUGAUGCUCAGACAGUGGACCGGAUCAAAAAUAACAAGGAUGAUGAUGAUGGCACUUGCCCUAUCUGCAUGGACAGUGUCGAAAACUCAGUCAUCUAUAUCCCAUGUGGACACUCCCUAUGUUCGGAGUGUUUUGCUAAAAUUUCUGAUCCUGCAACGCUUGCCCACCAAGAUUCGGCCUCUGGUAUGGUCAAGUGCCAAAACUGCCGUGGUACUGUUGAUCCCACCAAGGUCACGGACGCCGCAUCUUUCAAUAAGGCCCACGGCGCAGGUGCUGAAUCACCUACACCCGAGGAAUCCGAGCAUUCUGAGGACACCGACUCUGAGUACGAUUCAGAUACCGAGACCGAUGGGUCAGGCAAAAAGCGCAAGAAGAAAUCUCUGGCAGAACUGCGUACUGCGGCCCAGCGGAACAAGGCUGAAAAACGAAAGUAUUUCCGUCGUCUGGAGAAAAACUGGACACCCAGCGCCAAAAUCACUAAGGCCAUCGAUAUCCUUCAGGCAAAUGAAGACCGCGGCUCUGAUGAAAAGACCAUCAUCUUUAGUCAGUUCACCACGCUUCUUGACCUUCUCGAAGUUCCUAUCGCCCGUCGGGGAUGGGGAUGGGUACGAUUCGACGGUACCAUGAAUGUCCAUGACCGUAACGCCGCUGUGGCCACAUUCACCGAUAAGCCGGAUUGCAAAAUCAUGCUUGUCUCCCUCAAGGCUGGUAACGCAGGCUUGAACCUUGUCGCCGCAUCCCAUGUUAUUCUUUUUGACCCGUUCUGGAACCCCUAUGUCGAGGACCAAGCGAUUGAUCGUGCGCACCGCAUCGGACAGACGAGGGAUGUCUUCGUUCACCGGUUGCUCAUUGAGGGGACGGUUGAAGACCGGAUCAUUGAGCUGCAGGAGAAGAAGCGUGAGCUCAUCGAGGGUGCGCUGGAUGAGGGUGGUAGUAUGAACGUCUCUCGACUUGGUACCAGGGAAUUGGCCUUUCUCUUUGGCGUUUCGAGCUAG